AUGGAAAUUACAGAGACGCAAGAAACUAACGAUCUCAACAACCAGAUCAUGGCAAGAGCAGUCAUGCUUCCCAUCACAAACUUCAACCCCGGCACCNCCCGCCUUGAUGGCAUUGAACCGCGUCUCAAGCAAAUGAUUGCAAACUCCGACUCGCUCGACAGUCAAGUGAGAAACAGAAUGUUCAACGCAGCAUUCGAACCAGAUGCCAUACGGGCAAACGACACACGCCCAGAGAUCUCGGGACAGACGACUGCCGAGGUGCUCACAGCCCUGGACUCGAUUCGCAGAGUUACAGAGUACAAUGCGCGCGCAAAGGAGUCCAGACAGUUCCUAAAUGACACCUUGAAGAAGUACGACAAGUCUGGUACUACGGCUGGAGCAGAGCGCAGGAAGAGUGCUGGCCCGGCCCCCGUUGCGUCGAUGAAGGCUGCUCCAGUUGUGGCUAUGGAGGGUGUGCAGAGGACCGCUGUGGCACCGACUGCGCCUAUGACGAAUGCUCCUCUGCCUGCACCUUUAGCUGCACCUUCUGCAGCACAGACAGUCCCCUACCCGACCACUUCCAACAUCGAUGCGAGCAGAGAUCCCAGAAGGCGCUAG
Aureobasidium vineae is the source of this 597-nucleotide messenger RNA. Lineage: Eukaryota; Fungi; Ascomycota; Dothideomycetes; Dothideales; Saccotheciaceae. The record is from the annotation of a GenBank genome assembly.